Molecule: messenger RNA, 1374 nt
Organism: Sinocyclocheilus rhinocerous
Lineage: Eukaryota; Metazoa; Chordata; Actinopteri; Cypriniformes; Cyprinidae
Product: leucine-rich repeat-containing protein 39-like
Exons: 9
Coding region: 30-1199 (389 amino acids)
Cellular component (GO): cytoplasm
Molecular function (GO): protein binding
Source: RefSeq, a predicted model, not a curated record
CUUAUCAUAUACAUAGUACUAAUUCAAAUAUGCUCUAUCAUAUCAAACCAAAACAACAAGCAGCGCAUGCAUUUUCUUGGCCGGUAAAAUGGCUUAUCUGCUUCCCUAGCAUAAUGUGUGUGUAUUUGGCGCUCUGUAUCAUCAUGACGGGGGUCAAGGUAUGCUGUGGGACAGUGAACUCUAUCAAGUCUCUGUGGGAAACCAGGAUAAAGAAAAGCAAAGAUGAACUUAAGAAAGAGAGAGAGCAGAGAGACAGGAGAGCAGUGGGUAGGUUGACAGGUGCCUGGGAGGAUCGUAUCACUUUGGCCAAGCUAAAGGAAAAAGUUGUGACGGAGGAAGGACGUGUCAUUCUGCGGAUUGAAAAAGAGGAGUGGAAGACUCUUCCUCCAGCUUUGGUCCAACUCUCACAGAUCCAAGAAUGGCAGUUACACCGAAUAGGACUUCAAAAAAUCCCACAGUUCAUCUCAAGCUUUGAAAGCCUCAUAGUCUUGGACUUGUCUCGUAAUUCAGUCACAGAGAUUCCCAAAGAGAUUGGCAAACUAACUCGGUUACGAGAGCUGUUGUUGAGCUAUAACAGAGUAAGCCAUGUACCAGAAGAACUUGGCUGUUGUGAAAAUCUGGAGAAACUGGAACUUGCAAUGAACGAAGAUCUGGAUGGGCUGCCUACUCGGCUUAGCAAUCUAAAGAACCUGUAUCACUUGGACCUCUCCAUGAACCAAUUCACCACCAUUCCAGAUUGUGUGGUCAACCUUCCUUCUCUAGAGUGGCUAGACAUGGGCAGCAACAAGUUGGAAAGUUUGCCAGAAGAUAUUCACAGAAUGGAUAAACUUCACACCCUGUGGCUCCCAAGAAAUGAACUAGAGUACCUGCCAGACAAUAUCAGUCGCAUGCAAAGUCUGGACACACUAGUUCUGAGCAAAAAUAAACUACGAGACAUUCCUCCACUUAUGGAGCCAGAAAACUCACCCGGCAUGAGUAACCUCAGGUUUGUGAAUUUCCGAGACAAUCCUUUGACAUAUGAUGUGAUGCUUCCUGAUUUAAAAGAGAAUGUAGAUGAAGAAGAGAAUGACAGGGAGAUGUUUGGUCGUGACUUCAUGCACUUCUACAUCCAAGAGGCCCGGAAAAGAGGAUCCCAAACUUUCACAUCAGUGCUAAAUGUGACGUUGGAUGGCGUGUCAGAGACAGCAUCGUCUUUGUAAUUUGCAUGCUGGCUUCUGUCUGCUCGUCCGCCUUCAGGCUUGAUCUUCCGGUCCAUCAUGCCAAGUUCUAUGAAGAGAACUUCUUGUCUUUUAAAUGUGUUGUCUUUUAUGCUGUUUGUUGGAGUUGCUGCUUCCUGCUAGUAUGUCGUAACUAAUGUUUGUGGAUGAGCAAAAA